Messenger RNA from Gongylonema pulchrum, 704 nucleotides. The record is from the annotation of a GenBank genome assembly. Lineage: Eukaryota; Metazoa; Nematoda; Chromadorea; Rhabditida; Gongylonematidae.
AUGAAAUUGGCUGGACAAAGUCCAUCCUCAUCGAUCAGUUCGGUUCCAAGUUCAGCCACCCAUAAAGAUCCGGUUGCUCGGAAGAAGGAGUUUUUACGCCGACGUCGAAUGCAAGCGGACAGUCAAGGAGCAAACAAAGUUAUUGAGGGUAUGUCACAUGUGGCGGGUGCAGCACGAGAACAGCUGGAACACGAAGCAGCAGCCGAAAAUAUCAAAAUGCACUCAUGGAAGGAUAAAAUUGAGCAGCAGAAGCCGCACAUCGAUUACAGCGAAGUGUUCGAUGAAGAAGUGGGACAGGAGGAAGGAAUGUGGGUUUGGGAGAUUGAAAAUUUUUAUCCAAGUUUGCUCGAUCAGUCGCUCCAUGGACACUUCUACGACGCCGAUUGCUACCUCAUAUUACACACAUCUAAGGAAGAUUCUGGUGCCUUGAAACAUGCGAUUUUUUAUUGGAUUGGUGAAAAUUCGACGCUCGAUAAGGGAAUGUGUGCUGCUGUUCAUGCUGUUAAUCUGAGAAAUCAUCUUGGCGCGACAUGCAGGACAGAACGUGAAGAAAUGAACGAUGAAUCUGAUGAUUUUCUGGAAUUGUUUGGUGAGGAAAUUACGUAUAUCGAAGGAGCGCGAACGUCAUCCGGCUUCUAUACAGUGGAAAAACCGGCACAUGUUACGCGGUCUGUAUUUUUUAAAUUUUUUUUACGCGUUUGAGU